Molecule: messenger RNA, 9664 nt
Organism: Sus scrofa (pig)
Lineage: Eukaryota; Metazoa; Chordata; Mammalia; Artiodactyla; Suidae
Source: RefSeq, a predicted model, not a curated record
AGGAGAGGGGGGCUUCCGGGAGAGGGCGCCGGUGUGGCGUGGUUGGAUGGGGAGCUGAAAGCGGGCAGGAGGAGGGGCGGCGCGACGCUUCAGAUGCGGAGUCUUAGAUGGUGCUCUCUCUUUAAACGGCCUGCAGAAACCGCGCGCUCUACCAUACUUGAGGAGCAAACUUGGGCGGGACCCGCGCCUUCCGAACUGUGGCAGCGGCUGCGGCCCCUUCGUGCUCCCGGCGCUCGCCCCCUCUCGAAGCCUCCCCUCUCGGCGUCAUUGUUGCUCCGUCGCUCACUCGCUCUUUUUUUCCCCCUGCUCCAGUGCCGAUGCUCCUGCGCCGCCGAGAGCCCGCAGUCGGACGGCUGCGCUCGCGGCUCCGCACCCGCUCCACUCCCUUCCCAGCCCGUAACCCUCAUCUGGACCCCGCUCCCGAGAGUCGCCUCCUUUCUCCCUGAGACUCGGACUCCGGGCCCCACAAAAGGUCGGAGCAGGGCUGGCCGCCGCUUCCUAGUUCUCCCCGGAGCAGCAGCCGACCGCUGCGCGCUAGGCGGCUGCUCAUCGGGGCAGCCGCCGACUCCUCCCUGCAUCUCGGACUCCCCGCGGCUCCGCGCCUUCCGGCGCCCCCGGUUCGGGCGGACUCACCACGGGAAUGGGCAGAGGGGACCGUGCUCUCCCGCGGGCACUUCGAGGAGGUGGCCUCUGUCGAGCUCCCGCGCUCAAGGCAGACCCUAGAGGAAGGCCAGCGGAUCGGGGCCCCCGGGACUGGAGGGCGCGGGACCCGGGCUAGAGGGUCUUCCUGUUUGGUGGGGGCCGGCCCUCCCAGCGCCCCGAGAGAGAGAAUAGUGCAGCUCCUCUUUGUGGGCCUGGGAGAAAGUGUCUCUGUGCCUGGGGUUGUGUCAGGCUCCACCGGAUGGGGGACCGAUCCCGCGUCCUGGUGGAGGCGGUAUCAGUGCCCUCCUCAGCGAGAGACAGGGCAGCGGUGGGGGCGCGGGGAUUUUUUUUUUUUUUUUUUGCACCGGUUCCCCUUGGUCUCCUCGGGGAGGGCAGCGCCAGCCUGGCGCUCUUCGGCUCCGUUCCUGUCACUUGCUCCCCGUCCCGCUCCCUUGGCCGCCCCAGCGUCGCCUUCGCCACUGUCUGGAGCCCUAGGCUGCUUGCUCCAGGCGGAGGCGGGUUGGGACCGCACCCUAGCAUCUGAGGUCCCCCAGCCCCUCCGAACUUAAGGGUCAGGUGCUUCUCGGACACUCGGGACCUACCGCUCCGGGACCCCAGUGCAGCGGCCCGGCUGUGACACCGUGUGUGUUUGGGGGUCCACGAUCGUGUUUCCCCGGCGCCCCAGAGCUGUAAGUGCCCCCUCCUUGCGCAGGGGCUGUGAGGUAGAAGCCAGGACUACAAGAGGCGCCCCCUUACCAGGGCGGUCUGAGGGUGUUCUGCUGAAAUGAGUCGGCAGUGGUGGCAGCAGGGAAUCCUGAGGGCCCGAAUUUAAGCGCGCCCCCACCUUCAGAUUUUUGGGCCUUUUUGGAGGAGACUCCUUGUUUCUUUCCUUCUUUGGUCACAGCCGCCCCUGGCACAGAGCUGCUUUAUGGGACUGAGCUGAGCUUGCCUAAUGGGGUGCCCCAAGUCCCGUGUCUGUUGGAGCGGUGGUUAGUCUGCCCCUCUGUCAGUCUAGCAGAAAGCCCUUGGUGAUGGUGGUGGGAGGAUUGUGUGUGUUUGUGUCCCAUCACAGUCCCUGCCCUCCUCCACUGUGGGGUUAAAGUGGGGCCCAGGUCUGGGAGGGGGCAGCCCAUGCCCACAGCCUGCUACUCAACCUCAUGUCCCUGGGCCAGCUCCUGGCGGAAGUGAAGGAUGUGCCAACUCCCAUUGCUUCACCCCAGGAUAUGCCCUCAGUUGGCACCAUCUCCCUGAUCCACAUGGGAUGCCUGGCCUCAGCUCUGGCUGUGCACCCUCAGCUCCUCCAGACCUGGGGGCUAGAAGGUAGGGGAACUUCCAUGAAAAGAAGAGGACCUGCAGAAGCUUUUCUGAGUGGCAGAAUUCCCACAGAGGAGUCUGGAGGGCUUAUCUCCUCUCCUGGGCAGGCCUUGCGGGCAUGUGGCAAGGACACUUGAAGAGAGCCUGGGUGCAGGGGAGAGUAGGGUCAGAGUCCUUGCCACUCUCCCAGGAACCCCAGAGAAUCACUUCCUGGAGGGUCUUUACAGCCCUUCCAGUUCUGUCCUUGGGGUGGGGUGGGAACCUUUGGGGAUGAUGCCUCUGAGCCUCCGCUCAGCCCCGGAUGGGAAUGCCACUUGUGAAUUAGGUGACCACUGUCUUUAUCUCCCCCAACUUUUGUGAUUAUAGCCAUCAACCUUGCCCUAUCUGUCAAAAUCUUCACACUUCUCAGGGACAAAUACCCAAAAGCUACCCCCUCCUGAGAGUUUAGUCAUUUCCAGGGCCAUUUUCAUUUAAUAGAGAUUGAGAGAAGAAGACAAGGCUUAACCCAAAGGAUUGUGAUACUGCUCUCGGGUGGGCCGGUGGGGGGGUGGGGGUGAUCAGGAGAGAGGUAUAUGGAAUAUUAGUGGAGGGCAGGCAGUGUGACCCACAGAACAGGUCCUGAGCCUGGCUGCUGGCUGGAAGGUUAUCUCACUUCUGCAGAGUGAUAGCCACCUUUGCCACCUGGAGAAGGCAUGGGGGAGCUGGUAUCUGGGCUCUGGCCCUGCUCACUGGGGCUGGCAGAGCUGCCAGCUGCCCACGCAGACCUGAGGGAGGUGGCUGAGAGGCUUCCCCGGGUGGGCAGCAGGCUGGAGCAGAGGGCACCAGCUUUCUGCUACUCCCACCCAGCCUGGUGCCGGCUCCUGGAAAGAGCAGGGAGACCUUGUUCCCGAGUCAACUCUGCCCUAGUUUGCAGGGACCAUCAAACUAUUAGAGAUCUCACUGCCUUUGGGCCUUGCCAGAAUGCAAGCUGCCUUUUCUGUUGCUGCUGGGAGCUCUGUUUCUUUCCUCGAUGUGCAGUUUCUGGCCUCUCUCUGUCUCCUGCUCUGCCUCUUCCACUGUCUCUCUGCUGCCUCCCAGCCCAACCCCAGGUUUAUAGCUCUGCAUUCUCAACUAGCUUCCUUUUCUCCACCAGUCCUGCAGUCAAGCUCUGGAGGCUUCUGCCUAGGUUACCCUUGCUCCUACCCAACUCAUUUCCCCUGCCUGAGCUUUGCUCCUGAAAGGGAGACGUAUAAACUGCACUUACUUGGGAAAGAUGAAGCCUGCUUGCAGCCCUGCCCACCAGCCUCCAGUCCACAGGCCAGAGACAGCCUCUUGCCCCCAAUCUGAAUUUCUCUUGGCUUCUUUUCAUUCUAGAAAACGAGCAGCACAAGGAUAGUAAAAAUCACCUUAAAUUAAAGCUGAUGAAAUCUUUUAUUAUUAACCAUACUGUUUAGCAAUCUCGUGGCAGCAAUGAGGCAUAAGUAUAUGUGUACACAGUGUAUUAAAUAAAUUGGGGAACCCAGGGCACAAUGACAUUGUUGGACCCUGUUCAAUUAAGGUAGAUGUUAUCUGCAGUAAUUGGGAUAUGACAGCCCAUAGAGCGAGCCCAGCCCGUGCCUUUUUGGCAGAGCCACGCUGAUGAGCAGACUUCAGUGUCUUGUUAAGCCUCCCUACUCUCUUGGAGAGGCACUGGCCACCUUUUGGCUAUGAUGAGGCCCCGGGAGAGCUCAGCUGGCUGCUCAUCCCAGGCUGGGACACCUACAUCAGGGCCACGUGGUUUGGGUCCUGCCCUCAUCCCAUCCCCCACACUCAACCCUCCCAGCCACCCCUCUGUUCCUCAGGGGGAUAGAAACCAGCCUCUGGAUCCCUUGGGGUGUGACUUCUAGCAAAAAUACCUCAUUGCUACAGGGUUAUUUUUAUUUGGUUUUGAUUUUCUUUUUCCUUUCUAGGGCCACACCUGUGGCAUAUGGAAUUUCUCAGGCUAAGGAUAGUAUUGAGGCUGCAGCUGCUGGCCUAUGUCACAGUCAUAGCAAUGCAGGAUCCAAGCCAUAUCUUCCAUCUUGCCAGAUCCUUAACCCAUGGAUACUAGUCAGGUUCUAACUCACUGAGCCACAAGGGAACUCCUAUUUUUAGACUAUUUUUAGACUUGAAUAUAGAAAUAAAGGCUAGAGACUUAACUUGGAUUCUUAAUUUUAUGGCUUAAGAUUGUUUCUCAUAUGUCACUGCCCCUUCUUUGUGCCUGGCCUCAUGCUGGCUUAGGAUUGGAAGUCUCACCCAUAACCAUGAUUCUGUUCCCGGCUGUGCAAGAGAGUAGAGGUUGGACAUCAGCUCGCUAAGCCAGUGGGCCCCAGCUUUCCAGGGCAGUGCCUGGGUUAAAGAGGGGAACAAAAGAGGAGAGAGGAAGAAGGAGCAUUAGCGGGAAGCCCACCAUAGCAACAGCUGCAGACAAAAACACCUGCUAUGCUGGAAGCAGCGAUGGCGGUGGCAAGUGGGGCAGCGGGUGGGAAGGAGAGGCCUAGGGGUCUGCAUAGAAAUCUCUGCUGGAAUGCCGCCUCCUCUGAGAAGUCUUCCCUGACUAUCUUUUUCUGAAAAAGCCUCUCUGGGUUAUUCCCUUUCUCUUUACCUGCUUCAUUUGUCUUAAUAUCCUCUUGAUCCCCUGAAGUGCCACCCAUCUCUGUUUAGACAUAUUAGUGGUUGAUUAAUGAGACGUUGGCUUCACAGGCCAGGUGUUCGUAUCUGUUUUUCUCCCAGUGUUUUCCCAGUGCCCAGAGCAGAGCCUGGCACACAGCAGGAGCUCAACACAGACUCGGAUGGCACAUUGAAUAACUGAAUGGUCAUAGGUUAUAUUCCAUGCCUGACUACACAAGGGGGUUGUAAGAAUUCAGCGCAAGGUCUGAGUCCACUCCAGGGACCUGGAAUGCUGCUGCAGACCCUCCAUCCCCUGCCCUGGGCUCCACACUGGGGAGGGUGGCUGUCAUGCUGGGUCUGGGCAGGGACCAGGGCCUUGUCUGGGUGCUUAUCGAGAAUUUCCUGUGCUCUGACCCUUGGGCUAGGGAUGAGGGUGGGAGGAUACAGAGAUGAGGGAGGUGCUGAACACACAGGCCCUUAACAUGCUGCUGGGCUCAUCAGUGCCAAAUAACAACACAGAGAAGCUUUAUGGCAUUAACUGUGGAGGAAGGAGAUAACAGGAACUGAAAUAAUCAGGGCAGGCUUCCUGGAGGAAGAAGCAUCUCACUUGCUCACUUGAAGGAUGAGCCUCGCGGGGAGAAGGAUGGAGAGAACCCAAGGAUGGGGGAGGCAAGGGCAAUUGGUUUCAAGUUUUAACCUUAGUUUCCAUUGGCAUUAAGCUCAGGAAUUAUUUCCUCCAUCCCUUCUUUCUUUCCACGUGUAUUUUUCAGUACCCACUACGUUCUCAGCACAGAACCAGUCCCUCUGAAGCAGGCCUUUGCUGCUUUGGUGGAACAGGGAGAAGAUGGCUUUUGAAGUGAGGUCUGGGGCGGGUUCCUGAUCAGGCUGGUGAGUAGGAGGAGUUCAAGGACCUGAAGGAGAGGGGGCACAGCACCCAGAACAUGGCUUAGGCUGGGCGAGUGCCUGGGAGCAGGGCUGCCCUUUCUAUUGAUAUAGAGAUAGAUGACCUGAGAGAGAAGCAUGGAAAGAGCCCGGGAAUCAUUUGUUCACUUCCACAGACCCUGAUGGGGGAGGCCAGGCUCUGUAGGCAGGGAUGCAGAGAUUUCGAGACGCGUAUGACGUGAUCCCCUCAAGCUGUGGUCCAGGUGGGGAGAGGGCUGUGCUUCCAGGCUCUGAUGGAGCUAAUUUGUCACCCUCCUUUCCCCACAGAACUGAGUCAUAUGGGUGAUUAAACUGUGGGCUUUGUCGCUGAUGUAGCUGGGAUGUAGCAGGCUUCCAAUUAUCUGCUUCCUGGGUUUAGCCCUUGUCCAUCUGGGAGGAGACUGUCCAGCAAACCGCAUGUCUGCCCAGCCAGUAAAGGUCCCCAGGGCCACAGGAGCGAUGGGGCCUCAGAGGUGGCCUGCAGUCCUGAGUCUUGGACCCACACUCCAAGGGGCAGUGCUCUCCAUUUGGGGAGUGGUGCUGCCAGCCCCUCCAUCAUGCAAACGUGAGAUGUGGGUGAUGAGGCUUCUAAACAGCUCAGGUGAUUCCAACCUGACUCAACUCAGGCACUCACCAUUGUCUGAAUUCUCAGAGCACCUGGGCUGGGCACAGCAGAGGCGAAGGUGAACAGAGAUGGAGAAGGUGCUGGAGGAAGAGCAAGAAAGCAGAGGGAGAGGGGCCUUCACAGGUCGGGAGCCCUGGCUCAGGAAGUUACUGGAGGAUGUGUCCCACCAAAGCAUGGAAGAAACCAAGAAAGAGAAUUGAUAUGAGAUCCAGCAAAUAAAGGAUCCAACAAAAGAACAACAACAAAAAAUAAUUCCAGAAUAAUAAUAAAAAGAAAACCUACAAGGAUAACUGUAUGUUAUGCAGACUGAAGUUGGAGAGCAGAGAACUCUAGGAAGGAUAUUGCCAAGAAAAAGUAAAAUUGAAAGUAACAGAUUACCUGAUCACUGACACUUUCAGUAAAAGAAUAUUUACACUUCUGCAGUUGAGGUUGAUAAUGAAGAAAUAAUAGGUCAAUAAAAAUAAGCAACUAAAAAAAGCAAGGCAGUUCUGAACUUCGGGGAAACCAAAAAGUUAUAAAAUUAGAAAAAUGUAAUCAUAGGCUAACCUUUGAUUAUUUACACAGUUAGAAAUAAUGUAAACACAUGAUAUUGAUUAAGCAGAAACUGGUAUCCUACGUUAGAAGGGGGAAAGGAAGAGUGUAUGGGAGGGGUAAGUGCUGAGGUGCUGGUUCUCCUCUUCCAAAGUAAAAUAUUAACAGGUUAAAAAGUGAAAUUUUUGAAGUCCUCUUGUGGCUCUUUGGUUAAGGAUCUGGUGCUGUCAUUGCAGCAGCUUGGGUCACUGCUGUGGCACAGGUUCGAUCCCUGGCCUGGGAAUUUUUGCAUGCUGUGGGUGCAGUCCAAAACAAAAAAAAAAUAAAAUAAAAAUUUCAAAAUAAACACAUACAUGCUAUUUACAAACAUGGAAGUAAAUACCAGAAGAAAUAACUGAAGAAUUGCAAGUGGUUGACUCAAGAGAGUGCUGGAGAAGAUGAAUGCCAAUGUUAGUCAUGAGCCUGUAGAACUCCAACUUUUUAUACUGUGUAUGUGUUAUUUUGACUUAAAGAAAUGGUUUCACACUUCCUACAAAGUUCACUCAAAAUACAUUUGCAGAUGGAAAUAGCAGUGAACACUGAGUAAAUGCCUCAUCCCUUGUGCUAAUGCUUUUAAUGUGAGCAUCCUUUAUUCUCCUUCAAAUUGAUGGAGAACCACACAGUGAUAGAGCUAAUCAUACUAAUUUAGAAGGCACUAUUUUUUUCCCCCAUUUUUGGUUGCAUCCACGGCAUUUGGAAGCUCCAGGGCCAGGGACUGAAUUCAGACAGCAACACCAGAUCCUUAAUCUACUGUGUGGGACCAGGACUGAACCCUUGCUGACACAGAGAAAACACCGGAUCCUUAACCCGCCACACUACAGCAGAAACUCCGAUAGGCACUUUUCCGUUUUCUAUAAGAAAGACAACUAGGAUUUUUCUGGGCUAAUUCACCAGUUUGAUUUUGCAACAUUUCAUUAUGUCACCAGGCAUUUAAAAAUACAUACAAAAUGACUGGGCUGCCCACAGUUAGCACUUACUAUUUAGGAGAUGCAUAGUCUGUGGAGGGUCAGGCUAACAAAGCUUUAGGUAGACAUUAAAUACCCAAGUAGCGAUAUGGAGCUCAGAAGUGGGAAAAUAGAGGUUCAGAAGCCAAUCAUGUAGCUGAAGCCACAGAUGUGGACUGAGAGAUCAGGCAGGAGCUAGAGGAACCUCAACAGGGAGGGAGGGUUUGUUUUUUAAGACAGAAAAGACUUAAACUGUCAAUUACUCCUACUAUUCCUGUAUUUUUAACUCUCUACCUAUGUCCUUCUUUCUAGAGGAAUUAGGGCCAGGGCGUCAGUAUUGGUUUGGGUGCCCACACAAGCUGCAGCUGUGUGUCUAUAAACAGUAGACAGGAUGUGUCACAGAUGGUACCAGCCAGUGAGAAGAUAUCGAAGUAUUCAAAGCAAGGUUUGCUCUUUUUUCAGUAGUUUGUAAAUAUUAUAUGUCAGUUAUUUUCUAAUAAAGAAAAUGUGGAUAAUACAUAUACUUUAACCACAAAGAAUUUUUAAAAUCUACAACAGAUUUAGUUAUUUCAAACACAAGUUUACGGUGAGACUUUGUUACAAAUUAUUCAAUAUGUGGCACACUCAAAAGUACUUUCCAUUAAAGAUACGCCAUAAAAGGUUUAACACUAUUUCAGAGCAAUGGUCCAUUCCUAAAAAACUACAUUUCUGUUGGAUGUUGUUAACCUCUUAUAUCUAAAUCAGUGAUUACAUCAAUAACGAAAUAUGCACAAUUUGCCUUUAGAAAUCACAUUUACUUAUUUUUAAACCUCACCAAGUUUGGGAAAUCCCAAAGGUUUUAGUGUUAUUUUUGAUUAAGAAGAGAGAAAAGUUCUCUUCUCAGGUAAUUAGCACCUACCCUUUGCUGAAUGCUUUAUACUCAUUUUCUCAUUUAGACUUUACCACAACCAUAUGAGGAAGUACUUCUCUAUCUGAGAAGGUCCAAAAGUGAUGGAGCUUCACUUUGAACAUAAACUUGUCUAAUUCUAAAACCCAUCAUUUUGUCACUACAUGCUACUUUCAUUAUAUGGUAUUUAAAACAAUUUUUAAAGGCAUCGUCUUGUGGCCCAGCAGGUGAAGUAUCUGACGUUGUCACUGUAGGGGCUUGGGUCUCUGCUGUGGCAAGGGAUCAGUCCCUGACCUGGAAACUUCCACAUGCCAUGGGUGUGGCCAAAAAAUAAAUUAAUUUUUAAAAAAGAUUCUGACUGCUCAAUGCAGUGUUACAGCUGCUACAACCCUCUACGAGCUGGAGCUUUCCUUCACAGACAUCUGUUACCCCCAGGCCAGAAAGAGAGGCUGCGACCAGCCAUCAUCUUAUGAAAACACUCAAACAGCCUGUGAAGACCACACUGUGGGAGGAAGAGUUGGUCUCUCACCAGCACUGGCACCCCCUGGCCAAGCACAUGCAUGAGCUACCUGGGACUUAGAUCCUCCAGCUCCAAGCCAGUCUUCAGAUGACUGCAACCUCGCAAGGGAUCCUGAGCCAGAACUGCCCGGCUCUGCCACUCUCGAAUACCUGCCGUGCAGGAACUAAAAGGAAAAGGAAUGUUGAUUUAAGUUCUGAUAUUCUUUUAUUAAAUAUACAAGUAAUUAAUUUCGAAUGUGGGCCACCUUUCCAAUCUUCUUGUCACCAACUCUUUUCCCUUUCCCAACAACAUGAAGAAUACUCUGGCUACAAGGAUAUACUCAGUUUUUCUGAAGGGAGAUGGGGGUGGGAGACGGGUGCAGGGAAGAAAAAUGGAGAGAGAAAGAAAGGAAGAAAAGAAAAACAAGUCUUGCAAGUCCUUCUUUCGUCACCACUGUGAUGUCCUCUUUUCCCUUUUUGUCUCUGCUUCAUCUAAAACAUAUCCCAUCCUUUUUAUUACUUUCCAUCUUGGUUAUUACUACUCUACUAUUCUAGUUAAGCCACCAUCUUAUCUUCCUUGCCUGGAGAUUUCAAUAGCUUUUUUUUUUUUUGGUCUUUUUUUGUCUUUUCAGGGCUGCACCCGUGGCAUGUGGAAGU